AUGUCAAUCAGGAGGAGAAAUUACUCACAAGCCACGCCCAAGCCCGCAUCACGCAAGCCAAGCCCCGUCAGCCAAAUUCAAACUCCGACAGCCGCUACAAGCCAUCACAAGCCACUCUCCCAAGCCGCCUGGAUCUGGACGACAGAGGCGUCCGGGGGAAAUGCACCACCAGGGACCCGUGCGUUUCUCCGCACCUACACAGCACCCCCCGGACAGCUCAUCGCGUCUGCAACGGCGAUCAUUGCCGCGGACAACGAGUACACGCUUUACGCGAACGAGUUCCCGGUCGGCUCCGGGUCAAGCUCCAGCACGGCGCAGACCUGGAGCAUCAACCUCGGCGCCGCACCGCAGGUCGUCUUCGCCGUGGUGGCCACAAAUACCCUCACCGCGCCGCUGGACGCGGCGGGCGUCAUCUUCGCAGCGGAGAUCAACUUCGUCAAGACGGCGGGCAACUGCACCGGCGGAGCCUAUCUGGUCAGCGAUGUUUCCUGGUUGUGGCCUGGGGAUGCUUCGCUUCCGUCGGGGUUCGAGUUCCCUGGGUACAACAGCUCGUCUUGGACGGCGGUCACCAUGGAAGGUGGGCCGGCUCCCCUCCCUGGGGCGCAGUCGCUAUAUCUCCCCCGACGGGCACCGUCAGGGCCUUUUAAAUCACGAUCCUGUAGAUUUGGUACAAAUUUGUGAUAUCUGAAUGAGACACAGGCUACACGGGAU
Mycena citricolor is the source of this 711-nucleotide messenger RNA. Lineage: Eukaryota; Fungi; Basidiomycota; Agaricomycetes; Agaricales; Mycenaceae. The record is from the annotation of a GenBank genome assembly.